This is a messenger RNA of Fusarium vanettenii 77-13-4, 906 nucleotides long. RefSeq names its product mitochondrial 54S ribosomal protein MRPL1. The coding region runs from base 1 to 906 and encodes 301 amino acids. The transcript is spliced from 2 exons. Lineage: Eukaryota; Fungi; Ascomycota; Sordariomycetes; Hypocreales; Nectriaceae. The record is from RefSeq and is a predicted model, not a curated record.
AUGGCGCCAAUCGACCGCUGCUUGGCCUCCAUGGCCAGGCUGUCCCUCCUUCAGACUCCUCGGCCCGCAAUCCCCACGAUACCCCGAUUCCUCGCACCAGCCGCCGCACAGCAGGUCCGCAAUGCCUCGGUCGUCCGCAUCAGAAAGACCACCAAGAAGAAGAAGCCGCUUCCCAAGGAUUUCAAGAGGCAUAACCUUACCAAGAGGGACUUUCCGCAGCAUUCGCUAUGUGAGGCUAUGAGGGUCCUCCGAGCCGUCGAAGUCGGUCAACCCCCCGCCUCGGUCAAGUACGAGGUACACAUCAACCUCAAGACAGCCCGAAACGGACCCGUCAUCAAGAACAGCGUCCGCCUCCCCCACCCCGUCCAGAGCGACUGGCAGAUCGCCGUCGUGUGUCCCGAGGGCAGCGAGAUCGCCCGCGAGGCCACCGCCGCUGGAGCUGUGGCUGUCGGUGAAGAGACCCUCUUCGAAGCCAUCCGCCAGGAGCAGAUCAACUUUGACCGCCUCAUCUGCCACGAGGCCAGCGAAAAGGCCCUCAACAAGGCCGGUCUCGGAAAGAUCCUCGGCCCCAAGGGCCUCAUGCCCAGCAAGCGAAUGCGAACCAUUGUUCCCGAUGUUGUCAAGUCGAUGCGAGACUCGGCCGGUGCGGCAGACUACCGUGAGAGGCAGGGCGUCAUCCGCAUGGCUAUUGGCCAGCUGGGUUACACACCCGAUCAGCUCAAGGCCAACAUCAAGGUGCUGUUGACCAAGAUCAAGGCCGAAUGCGCCGAGAUCUCAGAGGAGGUGCACAAGGAGGUGCACGAGGUGAUUCUCAGCACGACCAAUGGGCCGGGCCUGAGCCUGAACGGAAAGCUGAAGGACGCAGAGGAGAAGAUUACCCCCGAGGCCUUGUCGAGCAUCAUGUAA